GACACGCGUCACCCCACCUGUCUUCCUUCCAGUAAACUCCCAUUCCAUCUGUUAACCGUUUUAUAAGACCCACAAAGAAGCAGUAAUUGGUAGUUAAAUUUUUUCCAGUGUACGUAAAUGGCACCGAAGCGAUCCAAGAGAAGGGUGGUGGGCGUCGUCCGGUCGACCAGAAAAGUCGUCAAGGAAACCGUCCAGGUUUCCAUCCUCUCCGGCGAUGGAGACACCCAGGAAGACGUCGACGACGCCACGCAAGAAGACAUCAACAACCUCGUCGACAGCCAGGAAACCAUCGACGUACACCUCACCCCCGUCGACCAGCCGAUAGUCGUCGAACGACAAGAAGAGACCACCACCGUCCGAACCAUCCCCGUCGAGGAAGUAGUCACCCCGGACGUCGCCGAAGUCCAAAGACACAACAAACCACCAUCCCCAAAAGAGCCCGCCGCCCCCGCAAGCGGCUUGUCCGAAGAAGCCACACAAACACAACAAACGGUGGAAGAAGCGGAGAAAGGCACGGUGGAAGAAGGUGGCGGCGAGAAGAAGGCGAGGAAGCGGAAGCGGAGAGGCGGCGGCGGUUUGGAAGGGGAAGGGUACGGGAGGUAUGUUUACAAGGUGAUGAAGGAGGUGCAUCCGGAGAUGAGGAUAUCGGCGAUGGCGAUGAGCAUCGUGAACAGCCUGAUGAAGGACAUGUUCGAGCGGAUCGCCGACGAGGCCGCCACCCUGACGUCGCGGGUGUCGCGGAAGCAGACGAUGUCGUUUCGGGAGGUGCAGGACGCGGUGAGGCUGAUUCUCCCCGGUGACCUCGGGAAGCAUGCGGUUGCGGAGGGGUCCAAGGCGGUGGCCAAGUACGCCGCGUAUCAGAAGAAGAACGAGACCGCCACGGCCGCCAAGGGCAAGUGAAGAAAGACGGUCUCUUUUUUGGAUCUAAUAACGUGAUAAUGUUUGUAGCAGUGGCAACCGUUUGGCAUUUGUCAUUUUCCGUCUUUGUGAUCUAUUUGGGUUGUAGCGUUGUGUUUUGUUUAGUCUAGGUGUUGUGGGGUUUAGGCUAGGCCAGUUGGGUAGAUCCGGUUUUGUAUAUGUAGAUCAACGGAUUGAAAGGGCGACAAUCAACUAAUCGGUUUACCUUUUUAAUGCUCUCUUCAUUCUUUAAUCGUCUACAAUUAGGGUGGUUAUCAUUUUUAUAAACAAACCAAAUAAGGCUAAAUUCUAUUAACCAUGGAAUACAAUAUCAUAACCAAACCGUCCAAACUAAUAUAACAAUCAAAUUCACCAAACUAAAAUUAAUUGGUUAACUAGAUUAACCAAUAUAAAAUCACAUUUAUCAAAUUAAUCAAACUAAAGUUUAAUC
Molecule: messenger RNA, 1348 nt
Organism: Linum trigynum
Lineage: Eukaryota; Viridiplantae; Streptophyta; Magnoliopsida; Malpighiales; Linaceae
Source: the annotation of a GenBank genome assembly